AUGGCAAAACAAAAAACUAACUACAAUCCAAACAUCAAGAUAUGGAGUGGGGAAAACAUUGGAAUGACCUAUGGACCAGAGGAUUCAAUUGCAGCUGUGGCCCUUAGGAAAAUGCUGGAGAAACCGAAACAAAUUGCUCAGGUCUGUUAUCAAAGUGGCAAUGAGAUGACAAAUCUGGAAAUUGCUAAACAUACCAUCCAGGUGGCCAAGCGCUUCGAGAAACUCCAGCUGCAUCAAGGUGAUAUAAUUGGUUUGUGUGCUGGCAAUACUGAUUACAUAGCUCCAUUGGUGUUUGGUGCCUUGGCAUCGGGACUGUGUAUCAGCACUUUGGAUCCCAGUUUUGAUAAGGAUGGCAUCAAACAUGUCUAUUCACUGACCAAACCACGUAUGAUGUUCUGCGAUGGCCAAUUGUAUGAGAAGGUUCGUGAGGCGUUAGAUGAAUGUGGUUUGAAGGCAACCGAAAUCUAUACAAUCAGUAAACAUUUUGAUGGAGCUCCCAGCAUUAUGGAAUUUUUUGUGGGAGAUAAUAUUGAUCCAUAUGAUUAUAAAGUACCGGCUUUGAAAGAUGGCCUUGAUCGGACUGCAUUUAUUGUUUGCACCUCGGGUACGACGGGAUUGCCAAAAGGUGUUUGUGUUUCACAUGCAACAAUUGUUUGGAAUUCUUUUUCUUUGGACGCCUUCAAGGACACGAAUCUCCUUUGUUUCAGCACUCUUUACUGGAUGUCUGGUAUUGUGGCAUUGGUGCAUGGUACAAUUGGCGGUGCUAAGCGUAUAAUCUCCUCCGAUCCCUUUAAUGUAGAUGAUUUUUUAGACAUUGUGCAGCGUUACAAAGUCAACAUAACCAUUGGGCCACCAUCCCAGAUUGCCAUGGUUGUUUCAUCAGAUAAAAUUACGACCACCGAUUUGUCAAGUCUUGUUGCCUCUAUCAUUGGAGGCAGUGCCGUUUCAUAUUCUCUAACAGAAAAAUAUCGAAAAUAUGCCAAAAAUGUUGAAUGUUUGGUUGCCUAUGGUUGCAGUGAAAGCAGUGGCGUCUCAAUGGGAAAAAGUUCGCCCAAUAAUUCUGUGGGUUAUUUACUACCCAAUGUUGAAGUGAAAAUAAUCGAUGAUGAUGGUAAGGCGCUGGGUCCCGAUGAAACGGGAGAGUUGUGUGUACGUACACAAAUACCCUGGUCGGGUUAUUAUGGCAACCCCUCGGCGACCCAAGAGAAAUAUGAUGCUGAUGGUUGGAUUCAUACAGGAGAUGUGGGCUAUUUCAAUGAUCAGGGUGAAUUAUUUGUGGUCGAUCGUAAAUGUGAUAUUCGUAAAUAUAAUAAUUUUCACUUUUCGCCGACGGAUAUUGAAUUUGUCAUCAGUAAAUUACCCCAAGUGGCUGAUGUUUGUGUCGUGGGUAUUCCUCACAGUGUUCAUGGUUUCUUGCCAGCUGCCUGUGUUAUAAAGAGGUCCGAUAGUGAGAUCACGGAAUCGGAAAUCUAUCAACAUGUUGUGGACCAUAUGCAAGAUUUUGAAUAUUUACGUGGUGGUGUUUAUUUUGUGGAGAGUUUCCCCCAAACAGCAUCGGGUAAAAUCAUACGUCGUAAGGUGGCUGAUAUGUGUGAAAAGUUGUGGAAGGAAAAGAAUAGAAAUAAUUAA
This is a messenger RNA of Musca vetustissima, 1629 nucleotides long. Its product is annotated as probable 4-coumarate--CoA ligase 1. NCBI's taxonomy places the organism in Eukaryota, Metazoa, Arthropoda, Insecta, Diptera, Muscidae. Gene Ontology annotation, biological process: fatty-acyl-CoA biosynthetic process; long-chain fatty acid metabolic process. The coding region runs from base 1 to 1629 and encodes 542 amino acids. The record is from RefSeq and is a predicted model, not a curated record. Gene Ontology annotation, molecular function: long-chain fatty acid-CoA ligase activity. The transcript has 4 exons.